AUGGUGAAAAGAAAAUCUCAAGCUCUUAUUGAGUCUUCGGAUGGAGAAGAUUCUGCUUCUGAUUUAGAAUCUGGUCUGCUAUCAUUAGCCAAAAAGAAGAAAAAUAAAAGUAGUGGAAAUGAGUCAGAUGAAGGUCAAAAGAAAAAACCAACAUUUACUUCUGAUUCUGAGGCUUCAGAUACUGAAUGGGGUAACAAAGACAAAACGAGAAAAAAUAAAAGCUCCAAGCCAUCUAAAAGAUCAGGAAAAAGAACAAUGACAAGGUCUUCAUCAGAAAGUGCAAGUGAAGAACCAAGAAUGAAAAAAGAAGAAAAAAAAUCAUCUGAAUUAGAGGAAGGUGAAGUCUCAGACUCUGAUGAAGACAGUGCUUCUGAUUCAAGUGAUAGUCAAGAAGAAUUCAAUGAUGGAUAUGAUGAUCAAUUGAUGGGUGAUGAAGAAGAUAGAAAGAGGCUUGCUCAAAUGACUGAAGUUGAAAGAGAAAAAGAAAUUUACAAAAGGAUUGAGCAAAGAGAAGUUAUGAAAACUAGGUUUGAAAUAGAAAAAAAACUUAGAAUGGCCAAAAAGCAAGAGAUGAAAAAAAAACAUGGUAAAGACAAAAAGUAUGAUUCAACUUAUAAAAUGGAUCAUAAAGAAAGAAGUAAAGAGCGAAAAAAAACAGUUGAAGAAAAUAGAGGAAAAGUUGAUAAAAAAGCUCAUGCAAUGAAUUUGUUAAAAGCUCGAAGAGAAGAGAAAAAAGAAAGAGAUGAAAAUGAUGUUGAAGAGAAGACUGGUAAUAAAACAAAACUCAAAGCAUCUGAUAUUUACUCCGAUGACAGUGGUUCAGAUUCAGAAAAGUCUGAGAAAAAACCAGCUGCAAGAACUCGAAGUAGUAGUAGCAGUUCAAGAAGUAGCACUGAUUCUGAUUCUGAUAGAAGAUCAGUUUCUAGUUCAAAACAAAAAAAAAUAGAAUUUGUUAACAAGAGAGAAGAUUUGAACAAAAUAAGGUUGUCCAGACACAAAAUGGAAAAAUUCGUUCACCUGCCAUUUUUCAGUAGAGUUGUCACUGGAUGCUUUGUGCGUAUUGGUAUAGGAAAUAAUAAUGGAAGUGGGAAGCCCGUCUAUCGAGUCGCCGAAGUCAGCGGGGUGUGCGAAACUGGAAAAGUCUAUCAACUAGGUUCAACGCGGACGAAUGUAGGAUUAAGAUUAAGACACGGGGCCCAAGAACGCGUCUUCAGGUUAGAGUUCGUAAGCAAUCAAGAAUUCACGGAAAGUGAAUUCAUGAAGUGGAAAGAAACUUGCGCUCUUCAAGGUAUAUCCCUUCCGACCUUUGACGACUUGGAGAAAAAGCUAAAAGACAUCAAAGAGGCACUCAUCUACGAGUUCAAAGAAGAAGAUAUAGAAAAAAUGGUGAAAGAAAAAGAACGUUUCAAAUCAAGUCCCUACAACUACGCCAUGAAGAAAACCUUUUUAUUGAAAGAAAAGGAUAUGGCUGCUGCUAAUGGAGACGAAGAAAAAGUGGCUGAGAUAAAACAAAAAAUAGCCGAACUUGAAGAGAGAGCAGAAGAAUUAGACAAAAUGCGAACAUCCACAAUAUCUAGUAUUAGUUACAUUAAUGAUAGGAAUAGGAAGAAAAAUGUUGAGCAAGCGGAAAAAGCUAUCAUGGAAGAACUUAAAGCGAAUAAAGGGAAAAAGGUUGAUGAUCCUUUUACAAGGCGAAGUACAAAACCUCGAAUGGUUUUUAAAGCCCAAGACCAAAUGGAUGGGAUGAGCGCUGCAAGCAGGAGUGAUCUGGAUGCUAUGUCAGCCAUGAUGGCGACACCAUCGAUUAGCAGUCUUAAAGAACCUGAAAAGAAAAAAGAAAUAAAAACUGGAAACACGGAAGAUCUUUUUUCUGCGCAUAAUUUUGACAUUACAAUUGAUUUGGACGUUCCCAUUCCUAGUAACCCAAUCGACGUAUCCGCUAAACCAGUAAAUUUCGUUAGAGAUUCCGGUCCUAAAAGGUCUUUAAAUUUAGAAGAUUAUAAGAAAAAACGUGGACUUAUUUAA
Messenger RNA from Pediculus humanus corporis (human body louse), 2025 nucleotides. Its product is annotated as RNA polymerase-associated protein RTF1, putative. The record is from RefSeq and is a predicted model, not a curated record. Gene Ontology annotation, cellular component: Cdc73/Paf1 complex. Bases 1 to 2025 code for a protein of 674 amino acids. Lineage: Eukaryota; Metazoa; Arthropoda; Insecta; Psocodea; Pediculidae. Gene Ontology annotation, molecular function: DNA binding; RNA polymerase II C-terminal domain phosphoserine binding. The transcript has 9 exons.